Mangifera indica (mango) is the source of this 4511-nucleotide messenger RNA. RefSeq lists its product as uncharacterized. The record is from RefSeq and is a predicted model, not a curated record. Lineage: Eukaryota; Viridiplantae; Streptophyta; Magnoliopsida; Sapindales; Anacardiaceae. Gene Ontology annotation, biological process: regulation of DNA-templated transcription. Gene Ontology annotation, molecular function: transcription coregulator activity. Bases 278 to 4132 code for a protein of 1284 amino acids. Gene Ontology annotation, cellular component: nucleus. The transcript is spliced from 9 exons.
UCUUAAUGCGAGGGAAAACCCCGAUUUUCUUGAGUAGAACUGAAGAACGAGAAGAAGAAGAAGCUUUUUUUUUAUUUAAUUAAUUUUGAUUUCUAGGUUGAUUCCUCUUAAAUUGUUUGCAUGGUUUCGGAUAUCAAAUCAUGUUCAAACAUUUCUUCAUCAUCCAGGGCAGCAAGCGAUGCUUUGAUUGUCUUCUCAUAGAUGCUUGGAUCUGUCAGAAAUUAUAGACAUCUUUGACGUUAUUAAGUAUUAGUCGUUGGUAAUUAAAUUGUUCAAAAUGCCUUCGACUGCGAAUGAACAAUUGACUGAAGUUGGGUGUGUUAGUGAACAUGAUACACCACCAGAUGACAGUAAAAAUCCAAUGAAUCCUGUGGAUGAGGAUGACGAAGAGGAUGAGGAAGAAGAUGUAGAUUUUAAUCCCUUUCUGAAAGGAACUCCUUCACCUGAAGCUUCUUCGAGCUUGAGCUCUGAAAUUGUUGGAGAUUCUGACCAUGCUGAGGAGGAAAUUGCAAUGCAAAGUAAAGUUUCUCCUAAAGGAGCAUGUGAAAAAACUGAGUGCAGAAAGGAUGUUCUGAAAAAAACGAAGAAGAGAAAAUUUGUUUUAAUCUCUCAAUCAGAAGCAGAAAGUGUUCGAGAAAAGGAGAAUGGCUCAACAAGCAGUGAGAUUGAGGUUAAUGAAGGCAUGGUAGGAGAUUUGGGUAAUACUACUAACACGUUGAAGCCCGUGAUGGAUUUAGAUGAUGAGGAUGCCAUCUGUAGGCGCACUAGGGCCAGAUAUUCACUUGCAAGCUUCACACUUGAUGAGCUUGAGGCAUUUCUUCAGGAAACAGAUGAUGAUGAAGACCUUCAAAAUGUUGACGAUGAAGAAGAGUAUCGGAAGUUCCUUGCUGCUGUGUUGAAGGGUGAAGAUGUUGAUGGCUUGUCAACUCAGGGGAAUGAAAAUGCUGAUGAUGAAGAUGAGGAUAAUGAUGCAGAUUUUGAGAUAGAACUUGAAGAGAUGCUUGAGAGUGACUAUGAUGAAGGCAUAACAGAGAAGACCCAAAAAGUGAGGGCUGGAAGACGGCCAGAGACUAGGCAGAAUAGACACCAAAAAGCCUCUGCACGAUAUAAAAAGAAGCUUCUAGAACAGACAAAGAGGCCAUUGCGUCCCCUCUUACCAAUCUUGCCUAAUGGACCGCCAAUCGUCCCUUUCCCUACUGUUAAUGGGAAAAUUUUGAUACCUCAGACUGCUUCAACUAGUGUAUCUUCCACAGCUGAAGAUACUAUAAUCAAUGGCUUCACUCCACAUCAGAUAGGCCAGUUGCAUUGUUUACUGCAUGAGCAUGUGCAACUUCUUAUUCAAGUAUUUUCACUUUGUAUUCUUGAUCCUUCUUGGCAGCAUAUUGCCUCCCAAGUUCAAGGAUUGGUUUUUGAGAUUCUUAACAAACGUGAUGAAGUAAUAGCAUACAGAAGUGAGCCAUAUCCUGAUAUUCACUUCCGUCCUCCUUACACUUGUUCAUCUGUGCCAGAUACAGUCCUCCAGUUUUGCCCAGAACAAAGCACCUUUGACUCAUCUUCUCAAACUUUAAAGGGCUAUUUUUGGGUGCCUUCAGUAAGUGGUCAAGUUCUAUCUGUUCUGGAUGUAGCUCCGCUUAAAUUAACUAGAAAGUAUAUGGAUGAAGUUUAUACUGCCGUCCAAGAGUACAGAAAACGUUGUGUGGAAUUUAGUUCUGAUAUUCACUUUGAAAAAGAGCCUUUAUUCCCUUUUCCUUUUACUUCAUUUGUCCAAGCUAAUGCUGAAGCUUCAAAAGAAAGAACUCUCUCUUCUGCUAAGACAACAUCUUCUCCCUGUGAAAAACCGCAACCACAGAAGAAGUCACUGGCAGCUGCACUUGUUGAAAGUACAAAAAAGCAAUCUGUUGCUUUAGUCCCUAAGGAUAUUUCCGAGUUAGCACAGAGAUUUUUCCCCCUUUUUAAUCCAUCCUUAUUUCCACACAAGCCACCUCCUAUGGCUGUUGCAAAUCGGGUGCUUUUUACUGAUGCAGAGGAUGAACUAUUGGCACUAGGGAUGAUGGAAUAUAAUUCAGACUGGAAGGCAAUUCAGCAACGCUUUCUUCCUUGCAAAACUAAACAUCAGAUUUUUGUCAGGCAGAAAAAUCGUUGCUCAUCUAAAGCACCAGAAAAUCCCAUUAAGGAUGUUCGAAGGCUUAAAACCUCUCCAUUGACUGCAAAAGAGAUAGAAUGUAUUCAUGAGGGACUGAAGGUUUUUAAACUUGAUUGGGUGUCUGUGUGGAAAUUUCUUGUCCCGCAUAGGGAUCCAGCCUUGUUACGCCGGCAAUGGCGUAUUGCUCUUGGAACUCAGAAGUGUUAUAAACAAGAUGCUGCUAAAAAGGAGAAAAGGCGGUUGUAUGAAUUAAAGAAAAAGCGCAGAACUGCUGAUUUGGCCAAUUGGCAUCUUGAUGAUAAAGAGGGCGAAAAUGCUGGUGGAGGUAAUAAUAGUGGAGACGAUUACAUAGAAUAUGGAGAUGAACGUUAUGUUCAUGAGGCAUUUUUGGCAGACUGGAGACCUGCUGGUCCCAAUAACAGGUCUUCUGAGGGUUCUUGUUUAAAUAUUAGAGAUAAACUUCUUCCUAAUGGGUCUGGGCAACAGCCAAACCAUUCACUGAUAACCUUAAAGUCUCAAGUCCGUUUGCCACCAUAUAGGGCUCGUAGACACAAGAAGGCACACUUGGUGAAAUUAGCGCCAGACUUGCCUCCUGUUAAUCUCCCACCAUCUGUUCGUAUAAUUUCACAGUCAGCUUUCAAAAGUGUCCAAUGUGGAUCAUCUGCUAGUGUUUCUGUCACUGGCAGUGGUGUCAGCUGUUCUGGACAAAAAAGUACAGCCCCUCUAGUAUCUCCUCUUGCAAGGUUGGGAUCUCCAAAUUUAAUAAAAACUGGAAGAGAUAAAAGUAAUUCACUGAAGGAUAAUGUCAGAAAUCUGCAACUAGAAGUAUCUCAUGUUGCUGAGGACGAAAGAGGUGCUGAAUCAGAUCUUCAGAUGCAUCCUUUAUUGUUCCAGGCCCCUGCAGAUGGACGUCUGCCAUAUUAUCCUCUUAACACUGGGACUGAUACAUCCAGUUCUUUUAGUUUCUUUUCAGCUAAUCAGCCUCAACUUAAUCUGAGUCUUUUUCACAAUCCUCGCCAAGUCAGUCAUGUUGGUUGCUUUAAUGAAUCUUUGAAGACCAAAGAGUCCUCCUAUACAGCGUCAUCUGCCAUUGAUUUUCACCCACUUUUGAAAAGAAAUGAGAAGGCAAAUGUUGAUUCAGUGACUGCACCCUCAACUGUAAGCAGAUCUAAUGAGAAAGCUAAUGAACUGGACUUGGAGAUCCAUCUAAGUUCAUCAUCCACAAAGAAGAGAGCUUUAGGAAACAAGGAUAUGACUGCACAGAAUAUUGUGCAGUCAGAGAAGAAUGCCAUAGAUUCUGGACAAAGCACCGAAACUCAACAUACUAACAGUAUACAUUACCAUUGUGGUGAAAAUUACAGCGGGGAUGUUUUAAGUGGUCAUUUGUCUGAUGUGCCAAGCACUAGAAACAUUGACGAUAUUGGUGAUUAUUCCAAUCCUGGGAUUGUGAUGGAACAGGAAGAAUUAAGUGACUCUGAUGAAGAAAUUGAAGAACAUGUCGAGUUUGAGUGUGAGGAGAUGACUGAUUCUGAAGGAGAUGAGGGUUCAGGCUAUGAACAAAUUCCUGAAAUGCAAGAUAAGGAAGUUCGAGAUAAUUUUGAAGAAAAUGCUAGAGAUGGAGAUGCUACUGAUCAGCGGCAUGAACCAAGGAGUCCUCUUGGUAAGGGCAAUGAUAUGGUUCCUGGAAACGGUUCUCCUCCUUUCUUAAAGCUGGGAUUGAUUACCAUGGAAAAGGAAACUACAAGCAGUUCAUGGCUAAGUUUAAAUUCAUGUGCAGCAGGCCAUCCUAUGCGCACAAAACAUAAGAAUGCAGAGGGAACAAUCAGUGAAAGCCCUGCUGCUAAAGAUACUUCUCAUGUCAACAGAUCCUUCAAGAAGACAACCCCCAACACUAAAAAGGUUUCAGAGCAGAAGGAUAGCACAGAUGUGGCACAACAACUCAGCCUGAGUCCGACAGGGAGGAAACCAAGGAAGCGUGGGCCAAACUAAUAAAAGUUUAAAAUAUUUCUAUGGUAAAACAUGAGUUUUGUUAAAGGAAGUGAUGUUUAGAUAUUGGCUACUGGUCUUUGUCGUCAUCUAUCCCAAUUAGCUAAGGAGUUGUUGGUGCCGAAGUUUAAGGACUUGAAGAGUUGGAGAUAUUUGAUCUCUCCCUUUCACUAACACUAGUUUGGAUUUACUUGAUUCAUACAGCUGCUAGUUAGUUUAUAAAGAAGGUCUUCUUCUUUUUGCCUAAUUGUGAAUAUGUUUUUUGAGUUUUAAGGGAUGAGUCAAAAGUAAAUGUGAGUGAACAUCAUGUACAGACUUAGAUUUUGCUUAGUAGUCCCACUAUUGGGGGCCAUAAAUGAUCCUCUGGAAAUAUUUCUUGCAA